AUGGACGCUCUUGCGUCCUUUUUUGCUCCGUCACCCGCGCUGCCAGUACCGCUCUUCAGCCCCAGUGCAGCCGCACCCAACAGCCUUUUCGAUACAUCCGUGAACCGAGCCAGGGCGGAUGUCUUCACACCUACUCCAUGCAAGUCAGGCGCUCUUGAUCACGUCACAGCGCUUCUACAUGAUGUCGGCCGAGGGGGCCAAAGUGGCGCCGGCUCGGAUCCCAUCGGAGUUCAUCUUCAACAUCAGCGAUGUAACAACGACUCGGCUGUGCCAACUAACGCAGCGACGGACCCUCAUCAUCAUGAGGGCGGCAGCGGCGGUAGCGGCAGCGGUAGCGGCAGCGGCGGCUCGCACAUGUUUGGCGGCAGCGGCGGCGCUGCCGCCGGCAUUGAUGGCGGCAGUGGGAACGGCGGAGGAUUGUACGGCAGCUUCUGUGGCAUCGCCAAUGGCGGCGGCGGUGGUUGCGCGGGAUUACAGCUCAACGUGAAGGACAUGUUGUUGGCGCAUCACGAUGAUGACGACCGCAGCGGCGGUUUGCUGACCUCCAUGCCGUCUUUUUGCGGCGGUGGUGGUAGCGGUGGUGGUGGCGGUGGUUUCGGAUCUGGCCUGGGUCUGGGGCGACCCCGAAGCCGCUACUUGGAUUUUUGUACGACGCCACGCCACUCUGCGGACGCCGCCGCCAGCGGCGGCGCCGCUGCCGCACCUGACGCUACCAGCGGAGACGCGACGACGGGCAGCAACACCGGGCAGCACUCCAGGGGCGCUGACGGCGCCGCCGAGUCGCCUCCGGAGUCCCUGGACGAGCCGCAGAAGCCCGUGCUGUCGUACCCGUCACCAAACGAGGAAACCCGGAUCGCGAUUGCCGGGGGUUGUGUGAAGGUGGUGGAGUCAGGAGCCUCCCGCACGACGGUGGAAACGCCCGGAGUGGAGUUGGGUUGCGGCCCGAGCGGCGGUGGCGGCGGAGCCAGCGGCGGCAUCACCUCCACGGAGGUGGCGGCGGGGCCCGCGGCCGCAGCAACGGGCACAGAGCGCAUGGCCACUGUCUCAGCCUCCGCUGCUGGCGGUGGCGGCGGCGGCGGCAGCAACGGCGUCCUUGUGCCUUCUUCUGGAGGGUCUUUUGGUCUCCGUACGGAAUCCUUGCUCGUACUACCGGGAACGAGUGUCGCCGUUCCCGGUGGCGGCGGAGGGGGCCUUAUGGUACCCGUGUCAGGUAGUGGCCGCGGCGGCGGCGGCAACGACGGCGGCGGUUGCGACUUAUCGUCCAGUAUGGAGGCCGAUACGAUGCAGUACAGCGCUGGCGGCAGGGGCAGCGGUGCCGGCGGUGUUUGCCUGGACAGGGACCUUGGGAUGUCCUCCCCGUCGUUGCUGCCGCCACCGCCGCUCUCUUUGGGCGGUCUGAUGCCGUCUUCAUUUUCAGUCCCUCCACAUCUGCAACCUAACCAUCACCACCUCCAGCAUCACCAUCAUCAUCAUCAUCAUCAGCAGCAACAGCAGCAGCAGCACUACCAAAGUAGCGCCAUGACAUCGUCAAUGAUGGAUUUGUCGAUGGCUCGAGGCGGUUCCGGAGCCGGAACAGGGGCCUCCACGCUGAUGAUGGUUUCGGAGGGUGGCGGGGCAAUGCCGGGAUUACAGCCGUUGUCGCAGAUGCAGAUGCCGCUAUGCGAGGAUGAUAAGAGCUUUGUUAAGCGACAAAUUCAGCAACAGCAAAUGCAGCAACAGCAAAUGCAGCAACAGCAAAUGCAGCAACAGCAACCACUAGUGAGGGGUGGGAGUGGUACGUUUGCAGUUCGUAUGGCGAGUGGUGGUAGCGGAGCGGGUGGCGGCGGCGGCGGCGGCGUCAACGGAAGCAGUGGUGGACUUCUUCAAGGCCGCGACGCGGCGGCGGCGGUGGCGGCGUCAGGCGGCUGCGAGCGGCCUGGCGUAGGGCUGCCGCCGCGUAGCGGUGGCGGCGGCGGCGGCGGCAUAAAUGUCAUGCCCGGUGGCGGCAUGCCUGGUGCUGCUGUUGCCGCGGCAAGCGUUGGCGGUGCUGGCGGCGGCGGUGCAGGCAAUGGCGGGGCCUCUACGCCGUCCACCUUGCAGCGGCCGCAGCGGACUCGUACGGCAAGUUCGUAUGGCGGCGGCGGUGCUGGCGGCGCCAUGAACGAGGGAACGGUGAUGUCGAUGCGCGGCGCGCCUUCGAUGGAUUUUGAUUCAGAUGUAGUGGUUCCGGAGCUGGAACUCUCACCGGACUUUCCGGGUCGCGGUGGCAUUAACGCCAACGCUAAUCCUAACGCUCACCGUUCCAGCGGCGCGGGCGGUGGCUUGACCCAGAUACAGGGUGGGGGGCCCAACCGCGGUCGUCGUACAUCAGAAAACAGCUCCAAGUCGUGCCGUUGUAAGAAGAGUCAGUGUCUCAAGCUGUACUGCGACUGUUUCGCGGCGGGGCAGUACUGCGGGUCGUGCUCCUGCAUCUCGUGUCACAACCGGCCGGAGCAUGCGGAUCGGGUUCUUCAGCGGCGUGAGGACAUCGCUGCGCGAGAUCCCCAGGCCUUCACUCGGAAGAUUCAGUUGGCUCCCAACGGUAAUGGAAAGCACAAGCGUGGCUGCAACUGCCGGAAGAGCCACUGCCUGAAGAAGUACUGCGAGUGCUACCAGGGCGGUGUGAAGUGCGGCAUCCAGUGCACGUGUAUGGAGUGCGAGAAUAUGGACGUGGGCAGCUCGCAGGAGGGCGCUGGUGCGAGGGGAGCUUUGAAGCGCGGGGGUGCCGCCGCCAAAGGGGCGGGUGGGCGGGCUGGUGGCGGCGGCGGGGGCGGCGGCAGCCGAGCGGGCAGCCGCCGCAGCUCCGCCACCGGCAUGUACGACGACUACGCGCCAUCGCCGCCGCUGCCAUCGACGUCGGGUUGCUCGGACGGUCCAUCGCCGACGCCUUCUCAGGGUACUGUGCCAGGCUCCGGUGUCGUACGGGACGAGAUGGACGAAGAUGCGGAGGAGGAGGAGGAGGAGGAGGAAGGGGAUGGUCCAUCCCAGGAGCAGUUAGGUCCGUUGAAGAGGCGGCGGAAGCAGGAACUGGGACGCCGUACGGCGGCAACGCCGCUGCCGCUGCCGUCGGACCACCCCACAGCUCCCACAAGCGAGAGCUCCGCCCUAGCCACCGGCGGCACCUGGGCUGAAGAAGCCCGGAACAGCGCAGGCUGCAACAACCGCCGCGGCGCGGCGGCGACAGUUGCGGCGGCUCAUGCAAGCGAUAAUAAUGCCGAUAACGCCUACCCCCGGACGGAAGGAGGAGGUAUGGGGGACAUGACUCUCGCCGCCGUCGGCACGGCUGGGGGGGACUUGGGACCGUCAGGCGCUGGCGCGGCUGCGGCAAUGGCUGCGGCUGCUGCUAUGCCUCCGCCACCGUCGGGCCAGGACUUGCGUUUCUCUCUGGGUCCGGAGCCCCCGGGCUUUACCCCCCGGGGCUUGGGGAUAUCUUCGCUUGACGUCGUGUCGCCGCCGCCGCUGUCCAUGCUCACACACUUGGAGUCUGACACAGACAGCGACGGUGGCGGCUUGGAGGGCGCCGGAGGAGGUCUUGGCUGCCGGCCGCGGCGGCGUAGCGCACAGCACCAGUACCGGCAACAGUAUAUGAAUACGGGAGGUGCGGCGGUGGCAGCAGCUGCCGGCGGCGGCGGCGGUGGCGGCGGCGGCGCUGCAGACGUACCUCAUCCGUCGGCCUUACGGCGAAACGGCGGCUCCCGCCAUCAAAGCCACGGUAUGGUGGGCCUUGACGUCGGAGUUAUGGACUUCGACGACUCGUCGAGUGCGCUCGCGGACGCCAUGAUCACCGCCAUUGCCGAUGAGGCCUCGAGGGGGCCUAUGGCUGGCGGCGGCGAGUGUGUCGCCACCACUGCUGGAGCUGCCGGUACGGCGGCGGCUGCCGCCGCCGCGGCUGCAGCGGCGGGGCGUCACCAGCACCGUCAGUCUGGAGAAGCUGCCGCCGCCGCCGGUAGCGAUGCCGCCACAGCUCGGGAAGGCGGAGGCGUCCUGCUUUGCGGCGAACUUUUGGGUUCGGGGUGCUUACUGGAUGAUGGCUCUAACGACAUGUUCCUAGCGGGAUUUGAACCCAACUCUGUAGAGGGUGCCCGUGGGUGCGGCAGCUUUGGCUUUGGCAGUGGCGGCAGUGGUGGCGGCUUUUUGAGCCCACGCUUUGGCGGCAUGGGUGGAGGCAAUUCCUCCUUUGGUUUGGCGACGUCCCCGACGGCUUUCCCGCGUUCUGGCGGCGUCAACGGCAGUCUUGGGUUGUGUGCCGUAUCGCCGCAGUGGCGUGUACGGCCGCCAGGUCUUGGCCCGAUGGGUGAGGUCGCCGCCGCCGUCGGGCCGCCGUUGGGGCUUAUGUCGUCCAAUUCGUGGCUCCACCUGCCGCACCGCCGACCGUCCCGCUUCGCGCCCACUCGGGUAAACGGCGGCAGCGGCGGCGGCGGCAGCAGCGCAAUGUCGUACGACCCAUCGCAGCUUCCGCCGUGGCCACCGGUGGCGUCCGUCACAACAUGUACGGUGGGCGGUCCGCUGGUUCCGGAGCUGUGUGGACUUGACUCGGGGCUGGCACUCAAGGGUGGGCAUCUGGACAUGGGAAGGGCUGGCGCGGCGGCGGCGGCUGCCGCCAGCGUGCACACGCUGGUGUCUCCCGUACGGACGUCGGCGAUGUCCGCAGCUGCCCUGGCGAGGCGGAGGGAGACUGGCGGGCCGGAGGGAGACGCUUCCCGGGCUCCCUCUUACCAGGGGGCCCCCAGCGGCUGCGGCGACGAGCAACGGGAAAGUGGCCCAUGGGUCGUUCCGGCAGCACAUCAUCAUUUGGAGGCCGCCUCAUCACCAUCGAAGCAACAGCGCUGUUUCAUGGCGACGGCCGCUGGCGGCGGAGGCAACCUGGCGGCACCGCUACAGCUGCCACAGCCCUCGGCGAUGACCCCCGGCGAACAGCCCCAGUUUGACAUCCUAACAGGCGGCUCUGGCGGUGGCCACCCCCGGACGCAGCCGCCGGGCGGCGGCCGUGGCGGAAGCCGCAACGGCGGCGGCUGCGCCGGCGCUGCCGGCGGCGGCGCCAGCGCCAACCGCCCGCCACGGGCCGGAAGUUUUGUCGCAGACAAGGAGCAGCUUAAAGCGAGUGCGCUGCAGUACAUGACCCAGCGGCUGGGAUGUGGAGGCACACGUGGGACCAUCACCAGUCUUAUUAAGCAGCCUGUGGCGGCGUUUGCCGCCGCUGCCACCGCCGCCUCGGCGGCGGCGCCAGCGCCACCUUCUCAGAUGGUGUCGUUGCCGGCGGUCUACGGCCAAGGCGGCGGCGGCGGCGGCGGGGUUACGGGCGCUUGCGCUCCGGGCUUGCACGGUGGCAUUGGAAACGGUGGCGGUGGGAGUGGCGGCGAUGGCAGUUUAGGUGGCGGCGCGACGGUGAAAGUAUCGUCUUGCGCCGGCGGCGGCGGCACCGGCGGCGGCGGCGGCGGCGGGGCAUCUCAACCGCUACCCCAGGGUCACUGCGGCGACGGCGGCGGCCCCUUCUCAGCGGCGGCGACCGGCGGCUCCGCUGGGGCGAUGGCAGCCCCACCUCAGCGCGCGGUCAGCAACGGCGCCGCUGCCGUCAACGCCUCCAACGCCGUACAGGUCCCUUUUGGGAUUGUGUCCGGGGUCAUGGGCCAUGGCGUCGGCGGUGGUGCUGGCGGUGGUGACGGCAGCGCAGGCGCCGCCGCGGCCGCCGCCGCCUCUGGCGUUGUCGUUGGCGGCGGCGGUGCAGUGUACCACGUUGCCAUUGGCGGCACGCCAGUUAGCCGUCCGCUGCUGCGCCUGGGCGGCAUGACUAAACUGGGCUCUGGUAGCACCGUGUUCCUUUCUCCGAGUAGUGGUAUGUGGGGCCGUUGUUCGGCCGGCGUUGGCGUUGUUCACGAUCCGCCGUCUGCUAAAAGAACGGUGGGAGCGGAGUCCACCACCGCCACCAGUGCGAAUUGUGGCCAGUGA
Molecule: messenger RNA, 5964 nt
Organism: Volvox carteri f. nagariensis
Lineage: Eukaryota; Viridiplantae; Chlorophyta; Chlorophyceae; Chlamydomonadales; Volvocaceae
Exons: 14
Coding region: 1-5964 (1987 amino acids)
Biological process (GO): regulation of DNA-templated transcription
Cellular component (GO): nucleus
Source: RefSeq, a predicted model, not a curated record